Messenger RNA from Plasmodium relictum, 621 nucleotides. RefSeq names its product cop-coated vesicle membrane protein p24 precursor, putative. Gene Ontology annotation, biological process: intracellular protein transport; endoplasmic reticulum to Golgi vesicle-mediated transport; Golgi organization. The transcript has 4 exons. The record is from RefSeq and is a predicted model, not a curated record. Bases 1 to 621 code for a protein of 206 amino acids. Gene Ontology annotation, cellular component: COPII-coated ER to Golgi transport vesicle; endoplasmic reticulum-Golgi intermediate compartment; endoplasmic reticulum. Lineage: Eukaryota; Apicomplexa; Aconoidasida; Haemosporida; Plasmodiidae.
AUGAUUUUUUUAAAAUAUAAUCAUAUAUUUAUUUUUCUUUUUUUGCUAUUAAAAUUUCAAAAAAUAUGUUGUACACAUUUUACGAUAAUGUCACAUGAAAAAGACUGUUUUCAUUUUAAAGCUGAAACAAAAAAUAUUAUUGUUGGAUCAUAUGAAAUAAUUGACACAAACGCAUCUUGUAUUAUAACUAUUUUGAAUAAUCAAAAUAAAAAAAAUGAGUAUUUAUUUAAAUCAACAAACAACCAAGAUAAAUUUGAGUUUCAGGCUACAACAUCUGGUAUGCAUUCUUUUUGUUAUGAGAAUAAAAGUAACGUUGAUUUAACAAUUAUAUUUAAUCUAAGAGUAAAAGAAGUCCAUGGAGUAAAUGAAUCUGAAUUAAGCACAGUUGAUGAUGUGCAAAAUAUAAAUGAUGAAGCAUAUGAUUUAUAUGAAAAGUUUUUAGAAGUAUAUGAUGAACAAGAAAGAAUGAUGGAAAAAGCUCAUUUAUAUAAACAAUUUAACGAAAAAAUUAAUUCAAAAUUAAUUCUUUGGUCAGAAAUACAAAUUGUUUUACUAAUUAUACUAACACUAAUCCAUAUAUAUUAUAUAAAAUCCUUCUUUGAAAUAAAAACUAUUGUUUGA